AUGGCUCCCGUCCGCAACGCGUGCAUCAUCUUCAACGAGAUCCCACUAGGGUAUCCUGAGCCUGGAAAGACCGUCGUUUACGAUUCCUCUCAAACCAUCGAUCCCGAUACCGUCCGCGUCCUCUCGAUCGAUCCUUACAUGAGAGGGAGGAUGCGGGAUCCAUCUAUCACGAGCUAUACGCCAGCCUUCGACUUGGGGAAACCGCUAGAUAACUUCGGAGUGGGGCUUGUCGUUCGCUCUGAGAACCCGUCAGUCAAAGUUGGGCAGCAUCUGUAUGGCUUCUACGCCUUCCAGGAAUACUCCGUCUUCAAGGACCUGUCCGAGUUAAGACGUGCGCGUGUCUUGGAGAACAGGGAAGAUCUACCUUGGUCGGUAUAUGUCGGCGUAUGCGGGAUGCCAGGUCAGACUGCAUUCUACGCAUGGAAUGAAUUCGCAAUUGUUCAUGGGCACUCGCCGCUUGGGCAGGAUGAUGUUGUGUUCGUCACUGCUGGUGCGGGACCCGUCGGAUCGACCGUCAUUCAGCUCGCGAAGCAAGCGGGCUGCAAAGUGAUCGCCUCGGCGGGGUCCGAGGAGAAGAUCGCAUUCCUCAAGUCCAUCGGUACCGACGUCGCGUUCAACUACAAGACAGAGAAGACGCUCGACAUCUUGCAGAGAGAGGGCCCGAUCAACAUAUACUGGGACAACGUCGGCGGCGAGAGCCUAGAAGCCGCGCUAGACGCAGCUGCGCCGCAUGCGCGGUUCAUCAUGUGCGGCAUGAUAACGUCGUACAAUACUGCGGACGACUACCCCGUCAAGAACCUCUCCCAGAUCUUCGCCAAAAGCCUCACGCUGUACGGCUUCACCGUCUCGCCCCUGCACGACAAGUACAGCGACCGAUUCUACAACGAGGUCCCGCAGAUGGUCAAGGAGGGGAAGAUCAAGUUCACGGAGGAUGUGAGCAGGGGCUUGGAGAGCACGGGCGAGGCCAUUCUGGAUGUACAGAAGGGCAGGAACAAAGGGAAGAAGGUCAUCCUGGUCGCGGAGAAGUGAAGCUAGUCUCUUAAUUUGUAUGUAAUACUGUAUACUAUAGCGCGCAUGGACAGUCUCCGGUCAUUUGACCGAGGCCCACGUUUCUUUGUUUGAUCAUUAUGCCAUCGUGCUUUGUA
This is a messenger RNA of Fomitopsis serialis, 1145 nucleotides long. RefSeq lists its product as uncharacterized. The record is from RefSeq and is a predicted model, not a curated record. The transcript is spliced from 11 exons. Lineage: Eukaryota; Fungi; Basidiomycota; Agaricomycetes; Polyporales; Fomitopsidaceae. Gene Ontology annotation, molecular function: oxidoreductase activity, acting on the CH-CH group of donors, NAD or NADP as acceptor. The coding region runs from base 1 to 1029 and encodes 342 amino acids.